AUGGUAAUGUUUCAACAAAGUUAUGAACUAAAUUGUUAUGGUUGUGGCUAUGCUUAUUGUACACCAACAUCAUCAAGUGGUUAUACUGUUUGCAAGACGUUAAUAAGUAGGAGUACAACGGCUUCAAUUGCUGGUUGUGUAUCUUAUUCAUCUAUUGUGGCUGUUCUGGGUGAUACAUCAGCAGGCAAUUGUGGUACAACUACAACAACAACUUAUACUGGUUAUACGGUUUAUUUAACUUACGGAUGUUGUUAUACAACAAAUUGUAAUACAUGUCCAUCUACCGGAUGUAUGUUAACACAAUCAAAUACGACAUGUGAAAAUAAUGCUGUUGCUCUUAAUUCACUUGUAAUAUAUGCAAUAUUAUUAGAACUUUUCAUAUUAUAUAUCAUAUUUUAUGCCUUCUCCUAA
Didymodactylos carnosus is the source of this 411-nucleotide messenger RNA. The record is from the annotation of a GenBank genome assembly. Lineage: Eukaryota; Metazoa; Rotifera; Eurotatoria; Philodinida; Philodinidae.